Molecule: messenger RNA, 2024 nt
Organism: Amaranthus tricolor (Joseph's coat)
Lineage: Eukaryota; Viridiplantae; Streptophyta; Magnoliopsida; Caryophyllales; Amaranthaceae
Product: aspartyl protease family protein 1-like
Exons: 10
Coding region: 126-1721 (531 amino acids)
Biological process (GO): proteolysis
Molecular function (GO): aspartic-type endopeptidase activity
Source: RefSeq, a predicted model, not a curated record
CCAUUCCCCUCCCUCAUAUAAACAUGCUUUAUAACUUAGUAGUAUAAAUUGUGUCCUCUUUUCUUCCAAGGCCCUUCUUUCUCCCUCAAAAUCCCCUCCAUUUUUCUCUUUCUAUUUCCCUUAAAAUGACCAUUUCUGAUACUUUCAAUUGUACAUCUUACCAUCAUAUCUUUCACUCUACACGUGUCCUCCUCCUAUUCGUUCUCUUCUUGGGCUGGGUCACCCGCCCUUCCGAAGCUUUGAAGACAUUCGGAUUCCAUCUUUACCACAGGUUUUCGGAUCCAGUACAUGGGAUUCUUGACUCCGGUGAAAAAUUACCGGAAAAGGGUAGUUCCGGUUACUAUGCUGCCUUAGCUCACCGUGAUAUUGCUGUUCAUGGCCGGCGUUUAAUAUCAAGUUCCGGUGACUCACAGACACCUCUCACUUUCUCCUCCGGAAAUACUACUUAUCGCAUCAGCCUCUUUGGAUUCUUACAUUAUGCAAAUGUGACGGUUGGAACACCGGGAUCGUCGUUUCUUGUUGCAUUAGACACCGGGAGUGAUCUUUUUUGGUUACCUUGUGACUGUAUUCAGUGUGUCAAAGGAGUCAAAUUCCAAAAUGAAGAGUUGGACUUCAGCAUUUACAGCCUUGAUAAGUCUUCUUCAGGGAGAACGGUUCCAUGCAGCAGUCCUCUGUGUGCACAUAAUUCAAGCUGUCCAGCUUCAUCCGAUGCAUGUCCCUACAGAGUCGUGUAUCUGUCCUCUAACACAUCUUCUUCUGGAUAUUUAGUUGAGGAUGUAUUACAUCUAACAGAAGACAAUAAUCCUUCUGAGCCAGCUGAUGCAACAAUUCCUUUUGGUUGCGGCAAGGUUGAGACUGGUUCAUUUCUGAGCGGUGGAGCCCCCAAUGGCUUGCUUGGGCUUGGUUUGGAUAGUAUAUCUUUGCCUAGCAUGUUAGCUAGUCAAAAAGUCGCUGCAGAUUCUUUCUCCAUGUGUUUCGGAGAUGAUGGAUUGGGACGAAUAACUUUUGGUGAUAAAGGAAGCUCGGAUCAAAAUGAAACACCACUAAAGCUUAGAAAGAUAAAUCCACAUUACAAUAUUAGCAUAUCACAGAUACAGGUUGGAAAAAAUGCCUCUCAAAUUGAUGGUAUUUAUGCAAUUUUCGACUCUGGCACGUCUUUUACAUACCUAAAUGACCCUGUUUAUUCUCUAAUUACUGAAAAAUUUGAUUCGCAAGUAAAAGAUCAUAGAGACAACUCUCAAACCGAGAUUCCUUUCAAAUACUGUUAUUCCCUAAGGUCAAACCAAAGUCACCUGAAUACACCCUCGAUCAAGCUGACAAUGGAAGGUGGAAACCAAUUUCAUGUCAUUGAGCCAACUGUGGCAGUUUCUGCUAUGUCUGGAGACUUCUAUUGCUUGGGAAUCGUCAAAAGUAAAGACGUCAAUAUCAUUGGCCAGAACUUCAUGACUGGCUAUCGUGUAGUUUUUGAUCGUGAAAAGUUGAUGUUGGGCUGGAAGGCCUCAGACUGUAACGAAGCAGUGGGUUCGAGCAUGCUUCCCAUUAGUCCUCAGGGAUCCAAACCAGUUCCUCCAAUAUCUGCCAUUGAACCUCAAGAUGUACAACAAAGCGGUUCUCAUAUAACCGGGACAUCAUCAGCCAUCAAAUAUCAUUUAUCUGAUCUAAAUCUGUGGACUAGUAUAUUUGUUUUGUCUUUCCUUCAAGUCUUAUCAAUUCUUUGGUAAAUUGAUUACCCAUAGUCAUACAUUAUUGAUUGGUUCAUGCAUGUAGUCUUUAUAUUGCUGGCUGGAUCAUGCACCAAUUUAGAAAGGUAUAGAAUUAUGAGUCUUUUUCUAGCUCUAGUGGAGUACUAUUUUUAGGAUCUGGCUCUGUAUUAUUGUUCUUGGCGGCUUUUUUUUUUUUUUUUUUGACUCAGUAUCGUAUAUAUUUAUACCUACAGAAAUUUGCUUUGUAUAGCAUCAUUUAUUUUGUUCUAUAUACAAAUACAUCAGAUUUUGCUCUUUAGUCUUUACUAUGCUUAUUAUAAA